UGGCUGAAUCCGGAAGUGAUCCCGGAGGACCGAGUUGCGGCGGAGGACCCCGGCGGACGGCCCAAGUUCGGAACCAUGAGCUGGAUUCCUUUCAAGAUUGGGCAGCCCAAGAAACAGAUUGUUCCCAAAACAGUGGAGAGAGACUUUGAAAGGGAGUAUGGAAAACUCCAACAGCUGGAAGAGCAGACCAGGCGGCUUCAGAAGGAUAUGAAGAAGAGCACCGAUGCAGACCUGGCCAUGUCAAAGUCUGCCGUGAAGAUAUCCCUGGACUUGCUGUCCAAUCCCCUCUGUGAGCAAGACCAAGACUUUCUGAAUAUGGUGACAGCCCUCGACACAGCCAUGAAGCGGAUGGACGCCUUCAACCAGGAGAAGGUGAACCAGAUACAAAAGACAGUGAUUGAGCCCUUGAAAAAGUUUGGCAGUGUCUUCCCAAGCCUCAACAUGGCGGUGAAGCGGCGAGAACAGGCCUUGCAGGACUACAGGAGGCUGCAAGCCAAAGUGGAGAAGUAUGAGGAGAAGGAGAAGACUGGGCCAGUGCUCGCCAAGCUUCACCAGGCCCGAGAAGAGCUGCGGCCGGUGCGGGAUGACUUUGAGGCCAAAAACAUGCAACUCCUCGAUGAGAUGCCACGGUUCUACAGCAGUCGCCUUGACUACUUCCAGCCCAGCUUCGAGUCCCUGAUCCGUGCACAGGUGGUGUACUACUCAGAAAUGCACAAGAUCUUCGGGGACCUGACCCAGCAGCUUGACCACCCAGGUCACUCCGAUGAGCAGCGGGAGCGAGAGAAUGAAGCCAAACUGAGCGAGCUCCGAGCCCUCUCUAUCGUGGCAGAUGACUGAGCCCCCAUCCCGCCCCAGUCCUGGGAAGCCCAGGGAUACGGGCAGCGUCUCCUCUUUGCCCUUAGCAGGCACGGACUCCUGUCCUCCACCAGCCAACAGGUCGAGGACAGCGGCACUCCCUGCUCUCCUCACCAGCCCUUUGACCUGAGUGGCUGCCUAGCACCAGGAGCCCCAAGCAGGCUGCCGGGACUCAGCCCCACAUAAGCUGAGGCUUUCCUUCCAGAACCGUCCAGAGUAAACCACAGGCUUGGGCCAUCGUCUCAGGCCCUAGCAGGCUUGGGCCCUCAGAAGGCCUGCGUUCCCCUCCACCGCGGCAUGGCAGGGAGGGCAUCUACCUCCGAGGAACCAGGUGGGGAGUCCACCGGCUGCUCGUGGCUCUUCACUCCCAGGUGAGAUGCAGACACAGCCCUGGGAAACAAGUUGGCUCUACAGGUGGAGGGUAGGGCUGAGCCCCACCGGGUGAGUAACGAGGACUCAGUGAGCCGUCCUGACCUAGCCCACUGCCAGCAAGCCACAGGCCGCAAGGCGAGAACAGUGGUUUUGUAGCUCACCUGGAUGUUUGGAAUUUUAUUUUUUCAAGUAAAGUUUCCAGUAAAACA
Molecule: messenger RNA, 1436 nt
Organism: Dipodomys spectabilis (banner-tailed kangaroo rat)
Lineage: Eukaryota; Metazoa; Chordata; Mammalia; Rodentia; Heteromyidae
Gene: Bin3
Product: bridging integrator 3
Exons: 9
Coding region: 76-837 (253 amino acids)
Biological process (GO): plasma membrane tubulation; actin cortical patch localization; endocytosis
Cellular component (GO): cytoplasm; actin cortical patch
Molecular function (GO): protein binding; lipid binding
Source: RefSeq, a predicted model, not a curated record